Molecule: messenger RNA, 1116 nt
Organism: Lathyrus oleraceus (garden pea)
Lineage: Eukaryota; Viridiplantae; Streptophyta; Magnoliopsida; Fabales; Fabaceae
Product: F-box protein CPR1-like
Exons: 1
Coding region: 1-1116 (371 amino acids)
Molecular function (GO): protein binding
Source: RefSeq, a predicted model, not a curated record
AUGGAAACAAGUUCAACUAAGAGGCAGCAAUUGGAAAUCCUAACAUCCACUUCACUGCCUACACUUCCAUUUGAUCUUGUUGCACAUAUUUUCUCUACACUUCCAGUCAAGCUCCUUCUUCAACUUCGUUGUCUCUCCAAGUCUUUCAAUUCUCUGAUAUCUCAUUCCAAUUUUGCAAAGGAACAUCUUAAUUCAUCAAUCAACCGCCACCACCUUAUGCUAACCUCUACAAACGAUUUAACUGAAUUACUUCUCUUUCAUUCCCCAAUCUCUUCUAUUCUUUCAACUUCUACCCUUACGCAAACACAACUCAAUUAUCCUAUUACUCCCAAAAAUUUCAAACACGGUCCUCCUUUCGGUUUCUCCUCACGUGACGGCAUCCUUUGUUUUUCCAUUGAUGAAUCUUCUGCUGUUUUGUGGAACCCCUCCAUUAGAAAAUUUAAGUUAUUGCCUCCUUUGAAAAGUUCCAAGAAAACAUUUUCGUGUUCUAUGUAUAGCUUUGGGUAUCAUCAUUUGCGUAAUAGUUAUAAGACUAUUGCAAUCUCAUUCUGUGUUGAAAACAAAACCGAAGUUAGUGUUAAUACUAUGGGUACAGAUUGCUGGAGAAGGUUAAAGGACUUUCCAUGUUAUGGCUACAUUUAUGGAUCCGGAGUGUUUCUGAGAGAUACUGUUCAUUGGUUAACACAUGCUUACGGUAGUAGUUCCUUGUGUGCCAUUGUUUUUCUUGAUUUGGAGAAGGAGUCGUAUGGAAAGCUUUACAUGUAUGAUUUGAAGCAGUUCAACUGCAACUUGGGGGUGGUUAGGGAUUGCUUAUGCAUAUCUGAAUGGAAUGAUACGUUUUUCAACGUUUGGAUCAUGAAGGAAUAUGAAAAUAAAGAAUCUUGGACUAAAUUGUACAACAUUCCGUAUAUGAAAGAUCAUGUUUUGUGUUCCUAUAACAAUGUUUUAUAUGUUUCAGAAGAUGACCAACUGCUCCUGAAAUUUUAUGACUUGGGAAGUAAGAAAUUAAAGUUGGUUAUUUAUGAUUCAAAAAAUGCUACUUGGAAGAUUCCUGAGAUUCAAAACUUCAGAUAUUCAAAAGUCUACGUUGAAAGUUUGAUAUCGCCUUGUUCUUAA